Oppia nitens is the source of this 1278-nucleotide messenger RNA. Its product is annotated as oxytocin receptor-like. Gene Ontology annotation, biological process: G protein-coupled receptor signaling pathway. Gene Ontology annotation, molecular function: vasopressin receptor activity; peptide binding. NCBI's taxonomy places the organism in Eukaryota, Metazoa, Arthropoda, Arachnida, Sarcoptiformes, Oppiidae. The coding region runs from base 1 to 1278 and encodes 425 amino acids. The record is from RefSeq and is a predicted model, not a curated record. Gene Ontology annotation, cellular component: membrane. The transcript is spliced from 2 exons.
AUGAGUAAUUAUACUGAAUUAUCUGUGUUUGAUAAUAUUGACAACAAUAACAGCAAUAGUAACUACAGUAAUAGUAGUGAAGUUAAAAAUUUAGAUACAAGCAAUCGGGACGAAAAUCUGGCCAUAAUGGAAGUCAUUGUUUUGGCCAUCAUUUUUGUAUUGAUUAUUGUGGGCAACAUUUGUGUUUUAAUAGCACUGGCCGUUCGUCGGUUCAAAAUGACUCGUAUGUACUAUUUUUUACUACAUUUAGUCAUAUCGGACAUUAUGACCGGCUGUUUUACGGUAAUGCCUCAGCUGGCCUGGGAUAUCACCCAUCGAUUCAAUGGUGGUAACAUACUGUGCAAAAGUGUGAAAUUCAUGCAACUAUUUGGUCCAUAUUUGUCAUCGUAUGUAUUGGUUGUGACAGCAAUUGACAGAUAUCAAGCCAUCUGUUAUCCAUUGUCUAACUGUAAGUGGACUUCACGUAAGUCCAAACUGAUGAUAACCAUUGCGUGGAUGAUUUCCAUACUAUGUUCAGCUCCCCAGGCGUUCAUAUUCUCCUAUCAGGAGAUUCCCGGAAAUGUCGGUGUAUACGACUGUUGGGCUACAUUUUCUGUACUACCGGCGCCGUGGGGCGAACGUAUAUACGUAACCUGGUAUACAGUGACAGUGUUUUUCAUACCACUCAUCAUUAUUACCUAUACCUAUGUCUAUAUAUGCUAUGAAGUGUGGAGUAAUGUUCGCCAUAAACGGCAAACUUUGAAACCAGAGAUCAGUUUUAUUGAAAUGAGAAAGACAUGGAUGAGAAACGAAACUCAAGGCAAACACGACGAUAGUUGUGACAGUACUACUGAUAAUAGUUUUUCUGCUGAUGACAGCAAUAGCUAUAAAGUGUCGGCAAAUGUCUCAUUAAAUCCGAGAACUCAUUCAAUAUAUCGUUUAUCAAAAGCUAAGAUCAAGACUGUAAAAGUUACUGUAGUUGUGGUCAUCUGCUAUAUUGUGUGCUCCAGUCCUUUCAUUUGUGUACAGGUUUGGGCUAAUUGGUGGCCGGGAGCUCAACAAACGGACUUUUGGAGAGGGAAAAUUGUCACAAUAGUGAUGCUAUUGUCGAGUUUGAACAGUACUGUCAAUCCAUGGAUUUAUUUAUUAUUCAAUCCAAACCUAAUGAAAGCGUUGCAAAACUUUUGUUGUUGUGGCCGACAACCAACUGGCCAUCGAUUGAGGACAGGUAGAGCAGGCAGUCGAGUAAAUAGUACAAUAAAUACCAAAUUGGACAGUGAUUUUACACGUGUAACUUAA